CAUCUCGCUGGAUAGAAUCGUUCACGAUUCGACACAGAGGAUGAGGAGGAGUCAAGUAGAGCAAGCCUAGAAUCCCAUGCAAUGCACCGGACUAAUGUGCUUCGUUCCUUCGCGAUCAUACCCCGAUCUUUGUUUGUUGUCCUGUCAGAAAAGGAGUUCUUUGCAUUGCUAUCAGCACUCGGUUGAAAUAUGAAAUCAUUUGUCUCGAUUGGUUGAACGUGUUCCUUUGCUAUCGAAUCUGAGAUCUGAGAAAGUGGUGUCAUGUCAAAGGCUCCUCCUGUUCGUUCUUCCACUCCAGUUGUUUGAAGGAUACAACUUGGGCUAUGGUAGCAAAUCUGGUCGAUGGCUUCGUAAUAAUCGUCGUCCCUUUCGGAGAGAAGCCGUAUGCGUUUACAUUCUCUCUCGGGGAACAGUUGCAGUCUUUCGACAGCAGCAGUGGCAGGACUGAAGUUAGGGUCUGUUUCUACUACUCGUACUAAAUUGCAAGUCCAAUUUCUCCUGUCGUCGUCGCUGACAUUAUUCAUAUCGUAUCGUGAAUGAUGUUGAUUGCCGUGGUGAGUUGCAAUUUAGUUUAUGAUUGUCUCGGAACGAAUCUGUUUUUUCUCCAAGUUUAUGGCAAUCAGCGUCAGCACCUAGCAUAACCUACAUGUAGAAACAAACCACGAUGCCAUAAUGAUACACUUUAUGACACAUUGUGAUGAUUGAAGGUGUUCUUCUGAAAUUUUUUCAAGAACACCCAGUUCGUGUCGAAUCUUCUUAGAACGACCAAUGUAACUUCUCUGGAGAAAAAGGACUGGAAGCAAGAAACGGGUCGUAAUGAAUGAAUGGAAGAAGAGAGAACGUUUGAAUUAUUUAAGGAACGCCUGAUGGCAGAGAAAUGCCACACUUCUGUCUGUUCUCUCUUCUCUUUCCUGACCCAAAACAAAGCUGUCGAAAUCAGGCUGCCAAUAAAAUAUUUGAGGAUUUAUUGAUUGAACGUUUCCCCUUAAUUACAGAAACGCUUUAUUAACAGAUCGGAAGAACAUCGCGACCAAACACCAAUCCAAACCUCGUCACAGCAUGAAGGGCGCGACUAGAUAGACCCCUGAGCGGUUUCGGCCCACGAUUUUUCUACUGGAGAGCGAAAUUCUGGCUGGUUUUUGAUGGUCCCCACACAAACACUCACAAAAUUGUUAGGGUCAUUUUUACAGUUAAAAAAAAUGUUUCAAAUUAUUUAAUUUCUUGCUGGUCCCUAAAUAUUUCUAUUAGUGGUCCUUACUACUGGAGAGGUAAAUUCAUCGGUUACUACUUGAGCAGCACGAACAAAAAACCCGAACACGGCAGUUCGCAGUGCUCAUUACUAUAACAUCCCCAGUAGUAAGUAGUAAUGGAGGUUUUCCAGUAGUAAGCCCCAAUAGUAAUUCUCAAGUAGUAACCUAUGAAUUUACCUCUCCAGUAGUAAGGACCACUAAUAGAAAUAGAGACUUCUCAAAACACACUUUCCAUCAGGUCUUGUCGCAAGCGUCGUUAUGAGUUCCCCAUAACCAGAUAUAUUCAAAAUGAAGGACACCCUAAUUCCAAAACGUACUGCGGACGAACGUUCGCUUUUUCCUUGAAAUUUUCUUCGGUUUUUCUUUUCCUGUCCUCGCUUCGAUGUCGAGUUCGAGGUUUACACGCACAGAACGAUCAUACCGUACAAAUCUUUAGGGUGAUAUCGAAUACAUACAUGGUUCAUCGAAAUACGAAACAUAGUAGCUAGGCAUAGAAUCACUGGUGCAAAAACUGCAGGGAUAUGCCGUAUCAAUAGACCUAUUUUGCUUCAAGAGAGUCACAAACGGAGAGAAAGAGCGUCGCGCAAAGUGUUUCCACACUGUAACGCCGUUUUUGUGGGUUACUAUGCAAAAAGGGUGGAAAGCAAUUUCUAGAGCAGCGUCAAUUGGACUCUUGUCGGCAAUUUUACGGUUGCAUCGAACUGCCUGGUCAUUUCCAUUAUCCAGGGCUUUCGGUACCCAUACUUUAUUUCCUAGUGAAUAUCUUCGAUACAAAGUUCGAGGGCCGUCUCCGUCGUGCUUAUCGCUGACAUAUUCAACGGGUAUUCCGAUGAAGUCUGUUUCCACCGCCUGCAAGAUGAGUACUUCCCCUUCUUCAUCCUCUUCUACUGCUGUCGAUCAAGCCAAGGGGACCAGCAUGUUUUCGCCUUCCAAGAUUUCUGUCGAACCGUCGAAAUUGAUGUUGGAGGUUAUAUCAUCUUGCGAUGACAUUGAUACAAAGAAGGCGUUAUCGAAGGAAACUCUAACCGAAACAUAUUGUGUGCUUCGGCGAUUCAUAAUUCAUCAAUCAAAAACGAACACAACGACAACGGAAGAUACACAAAACACCGACAUCGCCGAUGUCGAUCGUCUAAGACCGAUAAUAAGCUCGUAUGCUCUAAUUGCAGCAGAACAUAUGUGUCAGAUUGCCAACGAUCAAGGCAACGAACAAGAAAAAAUGAGUCGGAAGAACAAAAAAAGAACUUGGGAAGCUUUGCAAAAUGCUGCAGGAACGCUCCAGAACAGCAUACAUCAAAACACUGAAACAAAAGCAUCGGAGUUGCCCAUGGCAUCCAAUGCGUUGGCCGUAUCCAUGGUAUUCGGAGCUCUUUCUCUUCUCCAACAACAGCAAUCACUACAUAACUCAGGAGACAAUGGGAGUGCAAAGGCUGCCGCCAGCGCGCUGUCCUCGACCGUUUCUCGAAACACGGCAUUGCGACUAGCAGGGCAACCGCUCUCCGCACUUGUUCUUCGAUCGUGUGUCAGUCGUGCCUAUUGCGACAAACAAGAAUCCUUUCGCUUCGAUUUGACCAUCCUCAAUCAUCUCGCAAAGUCGUUUCACUUGACGAACGAUUUUGUGGAACCUCGCGUCAUUGCAAAGAUAGUGCGAAAGGCCGUGCCAAAAGCGCAAGCUACGUACGAGAGAGAGGAUCUAGUGAAGCAAUCCACGGCCGGUGCAUUUGCUUUGUCCUGUCAACUUCGUCCAUGGUCAAUAUUGUCACCCAUCGAACUAAUGGAUGCUGCAACAGCCUAUGAUUUUUAUCACUCGGCCGAAGAGAUAUGUAGAUCGGCUCACGGUGCAGCAAACGAUGCCGGGGCAUCUAGUUUGGCAGCUUCCGUCGAGGGGGAUGACGACGACGACGCAAACGGCGGCGGCAAUCUUCCAUUCUCGGCUCUGGAACAGAACGAAAACGUGCGUUCCGCGGUCGAGAAACUCAUCGAUACCGCCAUGGCAAGCCGGAUGUACCGUCGUGCGGAUGCCCUGGCAACAAGCCUGUACGGCAUGGGGGGUCGAUCGCGGUUCGUGAAAGCUCGGUACUUUCAUGCUCGUGAUACCAUCGCAAAGGUUGUUGCGAGGCGCCAGUUUCCCAUUGUGGACCGUCAGAUCGAACGGGUGGACAAGGCCGUAGCGAAGAUAGGCCGUUGCAACGAGACGGAGGAGAAAAGCCCGGACGGCGAUCCGGCAUCUCCCGGAGCAGACAUCCGCAGGUAUGCCAUUGAAAUGCUGGAAGAGGCCGGGGAAAUUACAGCCGCUCAGCGACUGGCAUCGCUCCAUGGAAUGGAGUACGUGUACGACGAAGAAGCUAUCCUGCUGGCUGCAAAGGCACGACGAGAAAAAUAUCUGCAGUACGACGAUCUGUUGCCCGGUGAGAUCCCGCCUCUUAUCACCGAAACGCACGAACUACGGUCUGGUUUCGAUCGGCUCGUCCGAGCGGAAGAGAAAGCUUCGUCGUCGUCGUCAUGCAACAACCAUCAACGACGGAAGCGCAUGGGAUUCGACGCCGAAUGGGACGAAGAAACCAAGGGGGUAGCACUGCUCCAGCUUUCCGGCGCCGAAACCGUGCUGCUGAUCGACGUUCCGGCGCUGUCGUCCACCGAGGACGGUGUAAACGCACUUCGGGAAACCGUGGGAAAGGUCCUCGACAGCUCCGAUUGGGCGGUGAUCGGGUUUGCCUGCCGCCAGGACCUGUCCCGGCUGCGGGCCACUCCCUGCGUCCCCGUGGGAGGGAACCCUCACUGGAUCUCGGGUGCGGGCUCCGUCGUGGACGUUCAGCCCCUCGUGUGGGACGCGGAGCCCGCGCUGAAGACGACCGGUCUCUCGCGGGCGUGCGAGCACUAUCUGGGCAAGCCCCUGGACAAGUCGGAGCAGUGUUCCCUGUGGAGCAGCCGUCCCCUGUCGGACCGGCAACGCUCCUAUGCCGCGCUGGACGCAUGGGUGUGCGUCGCUAUCUACGCGAAGGUUUCGAACCCGGAUUCCGAAAACUAAUGGAUCAAACGAAUCAACAGUAUUUUUUGCACAUCGUCUUGCUUUGGUCUAGAAUACGACGAGACAAUAAGGCUAUGUUUCAAUA
Molecule: messenger RNA, 4360 nt
Organism: Pseudo-nitzschia multistriata
Lineage: Eukaryota; Bacillariophyta; Bacillariophyceae; Bacillariales; Bacillariaceae
Source: the annotation of a GenBank genome assembly